GCGUGCGUAUAUGUUUGACAAAGGAAUCGCCGGCGGUGCGGCAGUCAGUCAGUCAGUCAGUCAGUCAGUCAGUCAGUUGCCGUAGUCGCACUUAGAUCGGCGCUCUCUCCCUCGCAGUCGCACACCAUUCUCCACUUUCAUAUGUGACAGCGUAGUUUUUAUUUUUUGGUGAAGAUAUUUUACUUUCGAGUGCCUUGUACUUGGAGCAUUCGUCGUUGAUUUGGCCGCGGCAGUGUGCGCCCUGCUCCCUACUUUUGUUUACAUAAGGUCACGUGGCAGAAAGAUCCCGAAAAUGGAAGUAAUCAUGCACGAGGCAAGCGAAUCGGCAAUCAGCAACAGUCAGUUGGAGACAAAUGGUAAUGCACCGUCAAAUUAUCAGCAGCAAGUAGCACCAUGUUGCGUUCACAAGACGCUACAACCAGCAGCAGUACCGGUGGCUUGGACUGCUAGUCAACAAGAGAUUAUCCAGGGUAAUAACGGCACGCCGUUCUCCAAAACUAAGAACGACGAGAGUCUUGAUAUCAUGUUCCAAAAUAUCAUCUAUACGGUCAAUCUAGGAUGGAGACAAGGUAAAAAGGAGAUUCUACACAGCCUAAACGGUCGUCUACCCUCGAAGCAAUUAAUCGCAUUAAUGGGUCCAUCGGGCGCCGGUAAAUCAACUCUUCUCGACGUUCUUUCUGGUUUCCGUAUAACUGGUGUGCAAGGUUCAGUCUACGUUAACGGACGUGUUCGCGAUCUCGAUGCUUUCCGAAGGUCCAGCGCUUACAUCACCCAGGAUGACCGUUUGCAGCCUCUGCUCACAGUAUUGGAGAAUAUGCACGUUGCCGCUGACCUCAAACUUGGCACCGACACAUCUAGAAGCGAAAAGGAAACUAUCAUCGAGGAAAUCCUGACGACCCUUGGACUUUACGAGCACAUGCGCACGCCUUCGAGUCGGCUCAGCGGUGGACAGAAAAAACGUUUGUCGAUCGCUCUUGAGCUUGUCAACAAUCCGACGGUGUUGUUCCUUGACGAACCUACCACAGGUUUGGACAGUUCAUCAUGCUCCCAAGUGGUCAACUUACUGAAAGUUCUAGCACGACAAGGCAGAACGAUAAUCUGCACAAUUCACCAACCAAGUGCCUCACUAUUCCAAAUGUUCGAUCAGGUAUACGUUUUGGCGAAAGGUCAGUGCUUGUAUCAAGGAGCAACGAAUAAUCUUGUACCGUAUUUGGAGAGCGUGAAGCUUCCCUGCCCAAUGUAUCACAAUCCUGCUGAUUACGUGAUCGAAUUGGCAUGCGGCGAAUACGGAGAAGACAAAAUCGAUGCUCUGGUUCAAGGAACGGAAAACGGCAAGAGUCUCAAGUGGUUCGACAAUCCUGAUGUUUUACUUGACCCCAGAUCGCUAAGAGCACUGAAUCCGGUAAAAACCAGUAAAAAGGACGAACAAGGACCACAAGCUACAUCGCAAUUUCAUCAGCUGGCUGUUUUGCUCAAACGAGGAUGUAUCAAAGUCAAAAGAGAUUCGACUUUGACGCACUUGAGAAUAAUGGUGAACAUAUGCACGGGAUUAAUGCUGGGCUCGCUGUUUAUCGAAGCGGGAAAUGACGCUGAUAGGAUAAUAGAGAACUAUAAUUUACUGUUUGGCUGCCUUAUACAUCACAUGAUGACCACUAUGAUGCUGACUGUUUUGUGCUUCCCAGCUGAGAUGAAUAUCCUGCAAAAAGAACACUUCAACCGGUGGUAUAGCUUGAAAGCUUAUUAUACGUCUGUGACAAUAGUCGACUUUCCUGUAUCGGUACUAUGCUGCUUCCUAUUUUCAUUGAUUGUGUACUUCAUGUCGGAUCAACCGGCCGAAUGGGUUCGUUUCGGCAUGUUCUUCGCUAUCAGUCUUCUGGUCGCGAUGGUCGCUCAGAGCUUCGGCUUGAUGAUCGGAGCUUGGUUCGACGUUGUGAAUGGAACAUUCUUAGCACCAACAUUGUCAGUGCCAAUGAUGAUGUUCGCCGGAUUUGGAGUAUCUCUACGUGAUCUUCCAAGCUACUUGUAUUGGGGUACUUACAUCAGUUAUUUGCGGUAUGGACUUGAAGGAUACGUUAACGCGAUUUAUGGCUUGAACAGAGGUCCUCUAGAAUGCCACAACGACGACCUAGAUUUCUGUUACUACAAAGAUCCACGCAAAUUUCUCAAGGAUGUAGUAGCCAUGCGAGAUGACCAGUUCUGGAUAGACUUUGGUGCUCUCAGCUCUAUCGUUAUUGCGAUGAGACUCGCUGCUUAUUAUCUUUUACGAUGGAAACUCAUGGCGUCACGGUAGUCACUUGAAUUCUCUAAUGGAGAGGAUUUCAGAAAAACAGUGACUAUAGCGCGUGGCAGCGCUUGCAACGACAAUGCACAUACCAUUAGAUAACGCUGAGUAUGGAAAAUUUUGAAAAUCCGUGAUACGGAUUGGUGAAGCUUUUAUUACGCGAGAUAUAUCGCACAAUGCCCAAUCGUAACAAAUCGCGUAUGUAUACAGUUGGGUCAAUAAAAAAAAUUAUUUUAUCUUAUUAUAAUACUAGUCAAUAAGGAUUGUUAAUCUAGCAGUGUUUUCUGUUGAAAGGAAAUGUCUACUAUAACGUGAUCAAACUGUUUCGAAGACUGUAAAGAGGAGGGGGGGAUUUUUUGGAGGGAUGCUCUUUCAAAAUUUUCUAUAACUCAGUUUGUCACACUCCUGUAUAUGUUAAGUUUUUUUAUUUUAGUUUGCUUUAAGAUUAAUUUUUUUCAUUACGAUUGUAAACAUGAUUUUCUGAGUGAAGAGUUCUAUUUUAACGAUAGAUGACACUGCAUUGCCUUUCGUUUUUUAUUGUAGGCGGUAAGACGUUAAUGAUGACGAGAAGGAGGAAGAGCAAGCAAACGGCAAUCGUUGAUUGCUCGUUUGUCAUCAUUAUUAUUUUUUUAUUAUAUCUUCAUCAUGACUGAUCGCAACUUUUCUUACGAAGCUAUUAAGCGAUUUAUUAUUAUUACUUUUUUUAUUUAUUAUCUUUACGCUGAUAUUGAGCUUCGAUUCAGUGGUCUCGUUUAUAAAUAUAAACGCACACGCGUCGAUAUUGUGCUUAUUCAAGGCAAGAUAAGAAAAAGAUGUGUAAAAAUAAAGUGUACGAUAGUAAAGUUAUAUUGUUAAUAUAGAA
This is a messenger RNA of Phymastichus coffea, 3143 nucleotides long. RefSeq names its product ATP-binding cassette sub-family G member 4-like. Bases 293 to 2290 code for a protein of 665 amino acids. The record is from RefSeq and is a predicted model, not a curated record. Lineage: Eukaryota; Metazoa; Arthropoda; Insecta; Hymenoptera; Eulophidae. The transcript is spliced from 13 exons. Gene Ontology annotation, cellular component: plasma membrane. Gene Ontology annotation, molecular function: ABC-type transporter activity; ATP hydrolysis activity; ATP binding.